Molecule: messenger RNA, 2600 nt
Organism: Seriola dumerili (greater amberjack)
Lineage: Eukaryota; Metazoa; Chordata; Actinopteri; Carangiformes; Carangidae
Gene: rhoh
Product: ras homolog family member H
Exons: 2
Coding region: 784-1371 (195 amino acids)
Biological process (GO): small GTPase-mediated signal transduction
Molecular function (GO): GTPase activity; GTP binding
Source: RefSeq, a predicted model, not a curated record
CAAGCGGAUGCGUUGUGCUUGUCUUUGCUCUCCUUCUUCUUCACUUCCCUCCUCAACUUACACCAACCUCAUCGCUGUCAGGCAGGUGCUGAGAUAUUUCGCCUGUGUGUGUGUUGGCCAAAUUAAUGGAUGACCUACGGUAGCUAUGGCGUCCUAAGGUCUGCAGUUCAGCAGGUUGUCGUGAUAAACUUUUUCUGGAGUUUGAAGGCUGUUUUUGUCGGCGCCGUGAAGUCUUCAAAGGCGACAGCCAGCAUCCGCCCGUUAAAGACUGAAACCGACAAGAAAGUAGAUUUCCCUCGUCAAUGCUGAGAGGUUAGAUUUGUCUGGACAGAAUGACGGUCUACAAGAUCAUCAGAGAGAACGACCAAAACCUGGUCACCACCCUGCCGUGAACAACCGGAAGUGCAGCGAGCCGAGAGGGCCUCAAGAACUAAGAGGUUAUGUGAAGCAUAUGUAAAGCUCACAGCUCGAGCUGUACAUACCUACUGUGUACUAGAGAUGUUCACUCUGAAAACAGACAUUAUAGGUCAGUUUAAUAAGAUGAAUGACCACUGAAAUAUCCAGGAAUGGAAUUACCACAAGGCAGGGCUGCAAAUCGCCUGGUAUGAAAACUAACACCUGCACGCGGAAGUACGGCACACACGAGUACUACCUGAGCGAUUACUGGAUUUGACUACUUUGUAGACCCUGUGUCUCUCCAGAUCAACAAGUCACAGAAAAACCACCCCUAAGACUUAUUCCAAAGAAUCACAAACAUCUAGAGUGAGAUUACCAGUGGCAACCAUGAAUGGCCUAACAGAGAUGUCGGUCAAGUGCGUCCUAGUUGGGGACACUGCGGUCGGCAAGACAGCCCUGCUGGUCCGCUUCACCUCAGAGACCUUCCCCGACACCUAUAAGCCCACAGUGUUUGACAACACAGGGGUGGAGGUGUACAUGGAUGGGGUUCAGAUCAGCCUGGGGUUAUGGGACACGGCGGGUAAUGACAACUUUAAGCAAAUCCGCCCGAGAUCGUACCAGCAGGCCGACAUUGUCCUCAUCUGCUACUCCGUGGCCAAUCCUAACUCGCUUGCCAACGUCCAGCACAAGUGGAUUGCUGAGGUUCGAGAGAACCUGCCCAGGGUGCCAGUGCUGGUCGUGGCCACCCAGACGGACCAGCGAGAAAUGGGGGCACAUCGGGUCAACUGCAUCUCAGCAGCGGAGGGGAGACGUGUGGCUCAUGAUAUCCGUGCUAAAGGCUAUCUGGAGUGCUCCUCCUUAAGCAACCGAGGCGUGCAACAGGUGUUUGAGUACGCCGUGCGGACAGCCGUUAACCAGGCCAGGAAGCAUGCCAGGAGACGCAUGUUCAGUAUAAACCAGUGCAAAGUCUUUUGACCUUCGACCUUGACCUGGUGGCGUGGCUUGAACUGUCAUGAGAUGACUUGUGUGUCCAAUAAUGCGUUAGUGUGCUGUUCAAACUCAGUCAGGGUUUGUAAAGAUACAAGAACCCGAUUUGUGUCCUCUAUGUAGGGUUCUUUUUCACUAACAGGGUGUCCUGUCCGCCCAUGACCCAAGACCCAACCCAUAUUUAUAACUGAGAAUACAUUGAUUUCAUCAUAGACCUAAUACACACUCAUGCAAAUGUACAGAUGGAAGUUGUACUUUUGUUUGAUCCCGGGAGCGAUGGAAAGAAAAGAGUUACUUUGAUUCUUCUGAUCUGUUUUUUUUUAAGUGAACCACAUUACAUUACAUGGAGGUAUUUCAAACAGGGCAUCAGAGGAGUUUCUUUUUUUCUUAGGACUUUUACCUAAACGAGAGCAUGUAAAGCUUUAAUGGAGACAUACAGCAUAAGUUUUUUCUAAUUAUUUUACUAAUAACUAAUGCAAAGAGAAAACAAUAUUAAUAUGUAAGUUUGGGGCUGCAUCAGCAAUGAACUUUUGAAUUGCAGCGUAAACCAAAUAAGUGCAUUUACUACCACAAAUAAAAUUACACAACACACAUUUUUUUUUCUUUUACAGUUGUAUGGAGCCUUUACAGUGUGAUUUGAAUAUUUGCAUCAAAUGAGGACAACUCUAGUCCUAUGCUCCUAAAACAUUUUAUUCGCUGAAUCAGUAAGUAGUAGUGUGUAAGUGCUGCCAUUUGUCCGCAAUUAAUUCAACUUUUAAGAAUAAGAUAAUGUGGAUGUUGCUGUAUCAAGUUCGAAAUACAGCAUAUUCUCUAUUUUCUUUUUAUAUUAGACAUGAUUAGCAAUUACUGUCAAUAGGUCAAAUGAGUGUUUGUAUGCGUGUGUGUGUAUGUGUGUGUGUGUGUUUUUAAAAGAUACCUGUAUUUGAAAUGUUUACUCAGACAUCAGUUGCAUUGAAAUUAACUAAUACAUGACUGUAUUUAAAACUAAAAAAUGCGCUCAGUAUAGCGCAGACAUCCGCCAUGGCCAAUGUCGGAAAGCGGUUCUUUUAACGUAAUCCUGCUGACAAAUAAACAAACACGGGGGAAAACAUAACCUCCUUGGUGGAGGUAAUGAACCAAAAAAUCUAAUGGUGUAAUUGAGAAAUUUAUUUUAUAUCGUUAGAGAAACCAAACAUUUAAAACAUGUUCUAAAAUAAAACAAAGGAACAUGUAACAUC